GUGAGACAGACAAGUAUACGGACUUUCACUUCCAACGCAAGUUUCGGACCAAACGGAUGAAGAAGAACAAAGGGUAUAGAAGAUGGCAGAAGAGCAGAAAAAGAGGAACAAUGAGAUUUAUGGAAAGGGAACCACGAGCACAGCCAGUUUCCGUCAAAUUGUCGAAGAAUCGGCUGCAGAGGCUGAUUUGAUCGUUCAAUCACUCAAUAAGACCGACAUGAGAAGUGGAAUGCCCCUUUAUCGCACUUCACGCGCGAUUGAUGGCAAGGCUGGCUUGACAUUUUACCUUGAGGAUGAUGUCAUCUUCCUUGAACGCAAGUCAGAGCGGAGCCAAUUCGAUCCAGUCUCGGUUGAAGACUUAAUCAAAAGCUGUACGUAGCGGUGUAGGCAUAAUUGUGUAUUUAUAAGAGUAAUCAUGUAUACUACUAUCCCCAAUCGACC
This is a messenger RNA of Meira miltonrushii, 441 nucleotides long. RefSeq lists its product as uncharacterized. The transcript has a single exon. The record is from RefSeq and is a predicted model, not a curated record. Lineage: Eukaryota; Fungi; Basidiomycota; Exobasidiomycetes; Exobasidiales; Brachybasidiaceae. The coding region runs from base 83 to 379 and encodes 98 amino acids.